This is a messenger RNA of Rhizophagus irregularis DAOM 181602=DAOM 197198, 2153 nucleotides long. RefSeq lists its product as uncharacterized. The record is from RefSeq and is a predicted model, not a curated record. Lineage: Eukaryota; Fungi; Glomeromycota; Glomeromycetes; Glomerales; Glomeraceae. Gene Ontology annotation, biological process: lipid metabolic process.
AAAAUAAAAAGAAAAAAAAUUUUUUUUCGAAAAAAAAAAAUAAAAUAAAACCAUCACUCGGUACCGAAUUAAUAAACUAUUCCAAAAUUGGAACACAAUCGAUUUAGUUAUAAAUUAUGCCACCUUCGGUUAAACAAUAUGAUACUUAUUUGGACAAAACUAAUGUCAAAGAUGAUUUAAACCAUAUUAAAGAUUUUUGCUCACAAUUUCCAAAAGAUAAACAAAAUUAUAUAGAAGAUUUAAACGCAACUCCUGAACAUAGACCUCAAGUGUUAGUAUGGGCUCCAUCACUCACUUAUUUUGUUUACGUUCAUAGAGUUUUGAAAAAUGUUAUUAUUACUUUGUUAUUUGAAUGGUCAAUGCCAAUAUUUCAUCCGUUUAAUUUCUGUUUGUUGAUUACGGUAUUUCCUACUUUGAUUAUUGGAAUCAUUAUAUUGGAAGUUGCUUUACAUAUUGGACUUAAGUUUGGGUUAGGAGAAUUGAUUCAAAGGAUUGCUGAUGAAUGGGCAGAUGGUUUAUCGAUCGUUAAUUGGUGGGACCCAAGAAUAUUUACAUCAGAGGUAGAUGAAAUCGUAAAGGAUGGAAUUAUUGCGUUGGAUGCUCCUUUACCACCACCAUUACCCGAAGAACAAUUAGAUGAUUCAAUAUUUGGGGUUGAAGGAACGAUACAACAUCGCGGGUUUCAUCUUGACAUUGCAGAAUUGUUAUUAUUUAUGUCUUGUAUUAUAUAUGAGCGUAAUGAUGAAAUAGUUAGAAACGCUCAUAAAUUAACGAGUGAAAUUACGAGACAAAAAGGAAAAUCUAUAACACAAGAAGAUAUUAAAACCAUUACAGAUCGAUUGAAAGAAAGUGAAAGUCGUAUACAUGAACAAGCAAGAAAAUGGGGAUUGAAAUUCACUUCAUUAUCAGAAUUAAAUUCAUUAGGAGGUCCUUUUUCAGGAAUGUUUUGGAGUUUAGAACAUAAUUUUAUUGUUGUUGUAUUUAAAGGAACAACGCCGCUUAAUUUUGAAGAUUUCGUUAUUGAUUUAAUGUUUCAACGAACUGAUGCAAGAAGUUUUGUAUUUGGAGAAGUUCAUGAAGGAUUUUAUACUUCGUUAUUUCCACAAAGUGGACAUUCUACAUCAAGAUCAAGUCGCUCUUCUCCUUAUAUAACAAUACUUAGAGCCAUUAGAUCAAAAGCUGCUGAAAUUCAAGAUCUUCGAUCUGAAAAAGUAAAAGUAAAUGUUUGGGUAACCGGUCACUCGCUAGGUGCUGCACUUGCUAGUUUGUUUUAUACUCGUCUCAUUAAAUCACCAGGAGAUCUUGGACCAAAUUGUAUUUUAAGAGAUGGAUAUAUGUUUGGUAGUCCAAGUAUUGGUGAUGCAGAUUUUGCCGCUGAAUUCGCCUCUUAUACUAAUUCACCGUAUGAUAGGCAUAAUACUCUUUGGAGAAUUAUUGAUGAUACCGAUAUUAUUACUAAACUUCCACCUGGUUGGUCCGAUCCAUCCGUUAGACGUGUAAUUAAUAAAAGUAGUAUUUUGAAUUAUGCACAUGUUGGAGAAGGUAUUAGAUUUUUCCAAGAUGGAAGUAGACCUUCUAGUACAAAAAAUUUAUUUUCUUCAGGUAAAGAACCUAUUAUUAUUGAACGGGCCAGUGAUAAUCUUAGUUUCAUAGGAUGGACUAGAUCGAAUGUGAAUGAACUCUUUGGAUGGGCUAAAUUGAAUAUGAAUGAUGAUGGAGAAGAUAAUGUAGAGAAAUCACAUUCAAGUAAAAAUGUUUUUCAAGAAUAUAAGCAUAAGGAAGGAAGUCCUUUAGCCAUUAUAGAAAAAUUGAUGCCUACCUUUUUUAAAAAUCAUUUACCUGCUAGAUAUUUUUCUGUUAUGCAAAGAUCGAGAAAAUAUUUUGAUUAUUCACAUAGUAGUACAACUGUUAAUGAAAAAGAUAACACCUACGCUAGUGGAAGUAAGAACUUUCAAGAAUUUGCCGAAAAACAUAUUGAAAAGUGAAUUUUUAUUAAUUAAUUUGAUGGAUAUACAGUAUGUCGCAUAAAUAUAUUUAUCAAAAACUGUAUUUAUUAAAUUAUAUUAAUUAUACUUUUUUCUGAAAAAGAUUUUGUAUUGUAUUUCGAGAUUUUAUCAAUAAAAAAAAAAUACAUUUAGGCAAAAUAAUAAUCU